This is a messenger RNA of Penicillium bovifimosum, 330 nucleotides long. RefSeq names its product DUF3759 domain-containing protein. The transcript is spliced from 3 exons. The record is from RefSeq and is a predicted model, not a curated record. Lineage: Eukaryota; Fungi; Ascomycota; Eurotiomycetes; Eurotiales; Aspergillaceae. Bases 1 to 330 code for a protein of 109 amino acids.
AUGGCUUGGGGCUGGGAAGAAUCCGAGCAGGCACACCGAGAGGUCUACAGCGGUGAGGAGCACCACGAGGGCAAAUUCUCCCACGAGUUUGCUGCAGGCGCUGCAUCCUUCGCUGCCAUGAAGGCCUAUGAGGAUCAUGAGCGCAACGAGGGCAAGCCCGCCAAUCACUCCUUCGCCAAGGAGCUCAUCGCCGGCUUCGUGGGCGGCGAAAUCGACAAAUUGGCUGAGACUAAGGGUAUGGACUGGAUGGAUCGUGAGAAAGCCAAGGACCAUGCCACGAGAAACGCCGAGAACAUGUAUGAAGAACGAUACGAGCGUGGCAACUACUAG